Messenger RNA from Nematolebias whitei (Rio pearlfish), 4796 nucleotides. Its product is annotated as protein 4.1. The transcript is spliced from 21 exons. Gene Ontology annotation, cellular component: plasma membrane; cytoskeleton. Bases 1 to 4383 code for a protein of 1460 amino acids. NCBI's taxonomy places the organism in Eukaryota, Metazoa, Chordata, Actinopteri, Cyprinodontiformes, Rivulidae. The record is from RefSeq and is a predicted model, not a curated record. Gene Ontology annotation, molecular function: cytoskeletal protein binding.
AUGCCAAAACCGCCUUAUUCAAACUUUUUACUCGCCAAACUCCGUCCACGUCCUGCAGCACUUCCGUCUCCUCCGAUUCCUCCUUCUGGCAACAUCAUCUUAACUGGACCACUGUACUUCCACUGCACAUGCGCACAACAGCGCCCCCGCGCGGCGGUGGAAGCCAGAAGUUCACGUGAAAUAAACUCAGCCUCCACCUUCUUUAUUUAUGCCUCGUCAUGGCGGCGGAGGCGCCGCCUCUCCGGCUGUUGGGACUCCGCUUUCAGCCACAACAAGGAUGAAGUCAGCUCAGAGGAGACACCGACCUGCUCAGAGGCGAGCGCUGUGAGCGAGGCAGACACGGAGGGCAAGCAGAAAAGCAGCGGCGCUGCGCCUGAGUCAGAACCUGAGUCAGGAGAUAAACAGAAGCACGAGGCAACAGCAUCUGAACAGGAGGGGGAGCCGUCGAGUAAGAAAUCCCAGGAGCAGGCUGCUGAGCCUGGGCCCGCUGAUGGAGCUACCUCUCCUGAGGAGGAGCAACUGAAGCCUCAAACUAGAACCUCUGCAGGCAAAGGCCUCUCACGCCUCUUCUCCUCCUUCCUCAAGCGCCGCUCGCAGUGCUCCGAGGGCGAGGGGUUUGAAGCUGAGAAAGCCAAGGAGGAAAAAGAGGAGAAAGCUGAGAAGCAAGAAGAAGUGAAGGUGGAAGAGGUGAAAAAGGAAGAAAAAGAGUCUAAAAGUGCAGAGGAAAAAUCAGUAUCCAAAGAAACUACAAAGACGGAAGAAGAGAAAGUAGAACAAAAAGUAGAGAAAAAGAAAGCAGAAGAAAAAAUAGAAAAGAAAGGCAGCAAAAAGAAAAAGAAAGAAUCAAAGAAGAAAGUGCAGGAAAAAGAUGAGGAGAAAGUGAAAAAGGACCAGACUACAAAGGAAGAAGAAAUAUCAGUAAAAAAAGAGGAACAAAAAGAGGAGGAGAAGGAUAAGGAGGUUGUAGAGAAGGAGGAGGAGGAGGAAAAACCAGAAACAGAAAAAGGAGAAAAGGAGACUGUUGAGGUUAAAGACAAAGGAACACAGGUUGGAAGGAAAGAAGAGGGGAAGGUUGACAAGAAGGAGACAAAGAAGAAAGAAAAGGAGGAAAAGAUAAAGAAGAAAGAAGAGGAGAAGGCAAAGAGGAAAACUGAGGAAGAGGAAAGGAUACGAAAACGAGAAGAAGAAAAAUUAAAGAAAAGAGAAGAAGAAAAGGCAAGAGAAGCAGAAAAAGCCAAGAAGAAAGAGGAGGAAAAGGCUAAAAAGAGAGAGGAGGGAAAAGCAAAGGAAGAAAAGGCUAAAAAAGAGGAGGAAAAAGCAAAGGAGGAAAAGACUAAAAAGGAGGAGGGAAAAGCAAAGGAGGAAAAGACUAAAAAGGAGGAGGAAAAAGCAAAGGAGGAAAAGACUAAAAAGGAGGAGGGAAAAGCAAAGGAGGAGGAAAAAGCAAAGGAGGAAAAGACUAAAAAGGAGGAAGAAAAAGUCAAAGAGGAAAAAAACAAAAAGAAAGAACAGGAGAAAGUAAAAGACAAAAAGGGAAAAAAGCAAGAAGAGGAUCAAAGAAAAGAGGAGUCCACAAAAGAAGCAGAAAAGGUAAAAGAAGAAGCUAAGAAAAAAGACAAGGAAGAAGAGGAGGAAAAGACUGAAGAAAAGCAGCAGAAGGAAGAGGAAAAAGGAAAGAGAAGAGAGAAAGGAAAGAGCAAAGGAAAGAAAGAGGAAAGGAAGGUGAAAAAACUGAUUGAGGAGCCGGUGAAAGCACCGAUUGCUGCACCAGAGCCCGAGUUAAAAACUGAGGCUGAACAGGCUCCAGAUCAGCAAUCGGUGAGCAGCACAGAGCCAGCUCCAGAGGAACCGAAGGAAGAAUCUGAGAUCAAGAAAGAGCCUGAAGUAGUGGAGGAAGAGAUAAAGGAGGACACAGACAAAAUUGAGGAGAAACCAGUGGAACGGAAGGAGGUGACCACAGGAGAGGAAAAAGCCACAGAGCAGGCAAAGAAGAAGAAACCUGUAAAAGAAAAGAAGACUGAAAAGAAGGUGGAGGAGGCCAAAGGCUCCAAACGUCAGAGAAACAUGCAGUGUAAAGUCACCUUACUGGACAACGCUCUGUUUGAGUGUGAACUUGACAAACACGCUAAAGGCCAAGAGCUUUUUAUGAAAGUGUGUGAUCAUGUCAACCUGCUGGAAAAAGAUUAUUUUGGCCUUGCUCAUUGGGAAACUCCAACCAGUAAGACAUGGUUGGACCCCGUUAAAGAAAUCCGGAAGCAGGUUCCUGGGGCUGUUUACGAGUUCACAUUUAGUGUGAAGUUCUACCCUCCUGAUCCAGCACAGCUUACUGAAGACCUCACCAGGUACUUUAUGUGUCUCCAGCUCAGGAAGGACAUCUUACAAGGUGUUCUUCCUUGUUCCUUUGUCACUUUGUCCCUGCUGGGUUCCUACACAGUCCAGUCAGAGCUGGGAGAAUAUGACCCAGAGGUUCAUGGAACAGACUACGUUAAAGAUGUGAGCCUGGCCCCCGGACAGAGCAAAGAGCUGGAAGAAAAAGUGAUGGAGCUGCACCGCACUUACAGGUCAAUGAGUCCAGCCCAAGCAGACAUGUUGUUUCUGGAAAAUGCUAAGAAACUUGCAAUGUACGGUGUUGACCUGCAUCAAGCCAAAGAUCUUGACGGUGUGGACAUUACACUGGGGGUCUGCUCGAGCGGUCUGAUGGUUUACAAGGACAAGCUGAGGAUCAACCGAUUCCCUUGGCCCAAAGUGCUCAAAAUCUCUUAUAAACGGAGCAGCUUUUUUAUCAAAAUCAGGCCAUCGGAGCAGGAGCAAUAUGAGAGCACUAUUGGCUUCAAACUUCCCAACUACAAAGCCUCAAAGAAGCUGUGGAAAGUUUGUGUUGAACAUCACACUUUCUUCAGGGUUCAGUCGGUGGAGCCGCCAUCGUCCCGUCGCUUUCUUGUUUUGGGCUCAAAGUUCCGCUACAGCGGUCGAACUCAGGCCCAGACUCGAGAGGCGAGCUCCAUGAUAGACCGCCCAGCGCCUCGCUUCACACGUUCAGCAAGCAAGAGGCUGUCGCGUAACCUGGACGGAGUUGUGAGCACACAGAGGGGCGCACGUCCUGUCAGCGCUCCGGUCUUCUCCCAGGCUGCUCUGGCAGAGGCAGGAAUCCCCAUGUCCCCCUUCGACCAGCCUCAGACCUCCACUCCCAUUAAAACCAGCCGCCAGGAGGACAGGAAGCUGGAGGUCACGGUGGAAGCUGCUGAGCCGUCAAAAGUUGAAGCCGCAUCAGAGGUCAAGUCAGCAGUGUGGAGGGAGCAGAGAGACGUACAGUCUUCACUCAUCUCCACCUUCAAUGGUGACGUUCAGCACGAGUCUGAGCUCGAGAAGACAAGCUUGGAGGGGGUGCUAAUGCGAAAGAAAAGAGCUAAGAAAUAUGAGGGUGACACAAUUUAUAUCAGACAUAGCCUUUUAAUGCUGGAGGACUUUGACGGACCUCAGGAGGAGCUGAUCCGGCACCAUGCCAGCAUCAGCGAGCUGAAGAGGAACUUCAUGGAGUCUGUUCCCGAGUCGAGGCCGAGCGAGUGGGACAAGCGUCUGUCCACUCACUCUCCGUUUCGUACGCUGGGUAUCAACGGUCAGCCUCUACCCGGUGCAGACGGGAGCGUGUGCAUUAGUUCCCUUUGCAAACCUUCAGAGACUAAAGCUUCUCACGAGGAAACCAUCAGUAAUCGGAGCUUUUCAGACACACCCAGCCCCACAGCGAGCCAUGAGAGCGGGCCUGAUGGUUUCGAAGCUCUCCACGCUCCUGUUGAGGAGAAGCCACACGAUCACGAGGAGGUUGUAGUUUUUGAUCCGCUCUUGGUGCCGAUCGUAGAGGUGGAAAUGGCCCAGCUGGCUCCUCCGUCCUUCGAGCCUUUCUGUAAAGGUUUAGCUGCGGUCCAGGAGGACGAAGGACUAUAUCCUGGAGUGUCGGAGUGCUCCGGGAGACCGGUUGGAUCUUCCCAAGCUUCCUAUUUCUGGAGCGAUGGUCCACAGGUCAUACGCUGCUUCCAGCCCCCUCUGGUGCAGACCCAGACUGUUACCAUCACAGCUGUUUCAAACACCCUGUCCAGCAACGUCUCCACCACAGAGGUCCCCAUCAUCCCCACCAAGACCUUCACCUAUGAGUCUUCAAAGGUGGCAGAUGAAGGAACAGACGAGGACAAAGACACCACAACAUUUUCCAGUUCUCAGACCAUUUCCUCAGAGACGACCAGCGGCACCACCAUCACCACCACCACUACUCAGAUCUCUAAAGUAGUGAAAAGUGGAUCCACGGAGACUCGUGUGGAGAAGAGGAUCGUCAUUUCUGCAGACGAUGACGGAGACGAGGAGAAGCAGGGCGGAGCGUCAGCGUUGUAACGACACUCGUGUUUCUUUGACUCAACACUCGGAUGCUCUCCACCUUCUGCAGCAGUUAACACACGGUCACCACUUCUGUUUGUGCACAAGACCUCCAAAUCUGCACCCAAAAUGACUGAUACUUUGUUUUGGUGUUGUUUUAAAGUUCAGUAGUAGGUAGGGCUGCACACGACUGAUGGAAUGCUUUUAUCAUUGCUGUGUUUUAAAGGCUUAGUGUGAACAUUUGUAUUGGUUGAACAACCAGCCUUUCAGUUGAGUGAUCUCAGUUUGCUUUAAAUGCUUUUAUUUUUCAGUGGUUUUUACAUGGAUUUUUAAAAAAUGCUAUUUUUUUCCCACUUUUAAUUCAGAAACCACAAUUAGCUUUUAUUCCCUUGGUGCUACUCGUGAAAACGUUCAAGUGAACUCCGAACAAG